AUGGGCCAAGCGAACAUGAACCAUGUCAAGAUCGCCGUCAUUGGCAUCGGCCCUGCCGGCUUAACGGCGUUGAAGGCGCUCCGCGAAGAAGGCUUCGACGCCGUCGGCUUCGAGCGACGAGAUAGGGUCGGCGGGCUGUGGUCCUUUAAUCCGGAUACAAGCUACACCUCUGUUUUGGAGGGAACCGUGUCCAACAUCAGCAAGUUCGUCUCAGGCUUCAGUGACUUUCCCAUUCCCGACGACUAUCCAGCCUAUCUCUCGGGCGCAGAAGUCGCCAAGUACUUCCGGGCGUACGCGAAGCACUUCGAUCUCGAGAAGCACGUACGCUUCAACACCUCCGUCACCGCCGUUCUUCGGCACGAACACGAUGGAGGAUGGAACGUCCAUAUCACGGGCCCCGACGGGGACACGUCGGUCCUCUUCUUCGACAAGGUCGUCUUCGGCACCGGGUCCGAAUCCGUCGCCAAGUGGCCUUCGAUGCCGGGGAAGGAAAAGUUCAAAGGAAUGAUCCUUCACGGACAAAGCUACAGGAAUCCAGAGCAGUUCCGAGGGAAGAGAGUCUUGGUCGUCGGCAUCGGCAACACGGCCUGUGAGGUGUCCCUGAGCCUCACCAAGCACGCCUCGGGUGUCUACCAGGCCUAUCGCCGCGGACGCAUGAUCGUCUCGCGCUAUCUCGACGACGGCACCCCGACCGACAGCACAAUUCCUUGGCCGAUGCUCCGACUGAAAUAUCUCCUCGACGACAAGGUGCCGUGGCUCGUCAACCCCCUCGUCGACAAGUUCAUGGUUCGGAAGAUGAUCGCCGACGCCUCCCGCGAGGACCCGUCGGACGGCCGUCUAUCCCGCCGUGAGAGGCGGCGGCUGGCGAAGCGCAAGGCGACGAAGGAGUGGCGGCUGACGCCCUGCCCGAGCAUGGCGCACGAAAACCCGGCGGUGCAGGAACACUUUCUGCCCGCGCUCCUGUCGGGCGAGAUAACCCCGGUUCGGGGGUUCAAGGAUUUCGUCGGCAGCGACAAGGUCCUCCUCGACGGAGGCUCCAUCGUCGAGGUGGACGCCGUCAUCUUCUGCACCGGCUACACCCUCGAUUGGAGCAUCAUGCCCGAGCUGGACAUGGAUGGCGCCUGCGACAUGGCUUCGACGACGGCCGGCGAGGUGGAGGAGCAGAGGAGAGCGAGGGCUCGUGAUGAGGAUCCCGCCGCUCCGCCAAAGGGAAAAGAACAACCGCAUCUGCCGCGGCUCUAUCAGCUUGUAUUCCCGCCCCGGUACGCCUCAUCCGUCGCCUUCCUGAGCUGUUUGUCGCCGCAGGAGAGCGUCUGGUGCGUCUGCGAGCUCGCCUCGGUCGCCAUCGGUCAAAUCUGGGCGGCCGAGACGGCGAGAGACAUGCCGCUCGAGCAACCCCCGGCCGGCUACAGGAAGCCAGCGCUGCUCCCGUCCGUCGAGGAGAUGAACGAUCAGGUCGACCAGUACCACGCUUGGUGGCGGAAGCAGUGGAGACAAGACUCGUCGGUGCGCCAGGGGCUCGUUCGGUCCUAUCCGUUCUACAAGUUUAUGCAUUCCAUGGCGGGAACGGGCAUGUACGACAAUCUCGACCACCCGUUCACCGGCCGGGGCUGGUCGCUUCGGUGGAAGGACAAGGACGUGUACAGGUGGAUGUCCAAGGGCCCGAUGAACGGCUACGCCUGGCGUCUGUUUGACACCAACCCGCGGCGAAUCCCGGGAUGCGGCCGAAAGGCGUGGCCGGGGGCGAGAGAGGCCAUGCACGAGGCGUACGAAACCUUCCAGAGCUACAGGAGCAACAUGAAGGAUGAGGAGCGGCGAAGAAAGGUUCUAUUCGAGGACGAUGCCAAGGGUACCAGCGUCCUGACCGUCGCGGCCGUGGAGAAGGGGGAAGGCGGGUUGGAGCGACAGCCCAGCGUGCACAUCCCACCACCCUGA
This is a messenger RNA of Drechmeria coniospora, 1935 nucleotides long. RefSeq names its product Flavin monooxygenase-like protein. The transcript has 6 exons. The record is from RefSeq and is a predicted model, not a curated record. Gene Ontology annotation, molecular function: NADP binding; N,N-dimethylaniline monooxygenase activity; flavin adenine dinucleotide binding. The coding region runs from base 1 to 1935 and encodes 644 amino acids. NCBI's taxonomy places the organism in Eukaryota, Fungi, Ascomycota, Sordariomycetes, Hypocreales, Ophiocordycipitaceae.